Messenger RNA from Penicillium diatomitis, 498 nucleotides. RefSeq lists its product as uncharacterized. The transcript has a single exon. The coding region runs from base 1 to 498 and encodes 165 amino acids. Lineage: Eukaryota; Fungi; Ascomycota; Eurotiomycetes; Eurotiales; Aspergillaceae. The record is from RefSeq and is a predicted model, not a curated record.
AUGUCCAUGCAUCAAAACCUCGAGGAUGCAAUAUGUCUUCUGGCAUUAAUCUCUGACCGUCCACCGGCCCUCGAAGAAUCAACACAAGAGACGGGAACCACAGAGAAUGAUAAAGAGUCACCUUCCUAUUCCAACGAGGAGGAAUUCGAUGACCCAGAAGAUCCAACGGGGUUGGGCACUGAUCGAGAACACGAACAAUACCACAUCGAACUGAAGAACCAGUUCCUCGACCGACUUGCCGAAACGCUAGCUCGCUUCAAAACUGAUCCCAAGGCCAAGUCGUCGAUUGAUGCAAAACACGUUUCCGCAGCUAUGAUGGUCUGCGAUGAAAACGAGGAGCAUGUCAAGAUAUUUUGCGCUAAGAAUGAGGGACUUGAGAAGGAAGAUGAUGACUUUCUGGCUAGUUGGAAGUUACGCAUGGAAGGGAUCGCGAGAAAAGGUUCGUUUCAGAUCCCAACAGGUCUUUCAGCAUGUGCUUUGUUGGUUACUGAAGUCUAG